CGCCCCUCACGUGGCUCCUCACUUUCAGCCUAGGCUGGCGUGAGCCUGGUGGGCAGUACACGUGCGCGCACCCGCCCCUGCCCGCCUAAACUACGUGGUCCCAGGCUCGGCGUUUCCUCCACUACAGCCUUCCCAGCACCUACUGCCAGAACCCGGCGUCAUGGCUGCCGCCAUUCCCCGCGCCGCUUCUCUCUCCCCAUUAUUUCCCCUUCUUCUGUUCCUCCUCUCCGCUCCGCAAGACAGCAGUGGCCUGCACACCAAGGGCGCCCUUCCCCUGGAUACAGUCACUUUCUACAAGGUCAUUCCCAAAAGCAAGUUCGUCCUGGUGAAGUUUGACACCCAGUACCCCUAUGGUGAGAAGCAGGAUGAGUUCAAGCGUCUGGCUGAAAACUCAGCUUCCAGUGAUGAUCUCCUGGUGGCAGAGGUGGGGAUCUCAGAUUAUGGCGACAAGCUGAAUAUGGAGCUGAGUGAGAAAUACAAGCUGGACAAAGAGAACUACCCGGUCUUCUAUCUCUUCCAGGAUGGGGACUUUGAGAACCCAAUCCUGUAUAGUGGGGCAGUUAAGGUUGGAGCCAUCCAGCGCUGGCUAAAGGGACAUGGGAUCUACCUAGGUAUGCCUGGAUGCCUGCCUGCAUAUGACACCCUUGCUGGGGAGUUCGUCAGGGCCUCUAGUGUAGAGGCCCGCCAGUCCCUCUUCAAGCAGGGGCAGGACAGCCUUGCAAGUGUGAAGGAGACUGACAAGAAGUGGGCCGAGCAGUACCUUAAGAUCAUGGGAAAGAUUUUGGACCAUGGUGAGGAUUUCCCAGCAUCAGAGAUGACCAGGAUCACCAAGCUGAUUGAGAAGAACAAGAUGAGUGAUGGGAAGAAGGAAGAACUCCAGAAGAGCUUAAACAUUUUGACUGCCUUCCAGAAGAAGGGGGGUGAGAAGGAGGAGCUGUGAGAAGGCACUCCAGGGUUUGGUGGGGUGGGGAGGGGUAAGUUACCUUCUGGCUGUGAAACUCUCCUGGGAUAUAAGGGAGUUGUAGGAAAAGUGGCACAAAACCAGAAAUCUGAGCAUGCGUGGAUACUGACGCUGUUGUGACAUCUUGGAACAUCUCUAUAGCCGGUCGGGGAUAGCUGGUGAACACUUAGAUGGCUUGUGAAAUUCCCCCUCAGAAGGAAUUGGUGCUAUAAAGGAGUAUACUGCCCAGGUUCUUGACAGGUAUGAUUCUGAUCCCAAUUAAAGUUUCUGUGUUUUCGUUAAGUA
Messenger RNA from Dama dama (fallow deer), 1246 nucleotides. RefSeq names its product endoplasmic reticulum protein 29 (gene ERP29). The coding region runs from base 161 to 940 and encodes 259 amino acids. Gene Ontology annotation, biological process: protein secretion. The record is from RefSeq and is a predicted model, not a curated record. Gene Ontology annotation, cellular component: endoplasmic reticulum; endoplasmic reticulum lumen. NCBI's taxonomy places the organism in Eukaryota, Metazoa, Chordata, Mammalia, Artiodactyla, Cervidae. The transcript is spliced from 3 exons.